Molecule: messenger RNA, 1137 nt
Organism: Emys orbicularis (European pond turtle)
Lineage: Eukaryota; Metazoa; Chordata; Testudines; Emydidae
Gene: POU4F1
Product: POU class 4 homeobox 1
Exons: 2
Coding region: 1-1137 (378 amino acids)
Biological process (GO): regulation of transcription by RNA polymerase II
Molecular function (GO): DNA-binding transcription factor activity, RNA polymerase II-specific; RNA polymerase II cis-regulatory region sequence-specific DNA binding
Source: RefSeq, a predicted model, not a curated record
AUGAUGUCCAUGAACAGCAAACAGCCGCAUUUUGCCAUGCACCCCACCCUACCUGAACACAAGUACCCCUCGCUGCACUCCAGCUCGGAAGCAAUAAGAAGAGCCUGUCUACCAACUCCACCGUUGCAGAGCAAUAUCUUCGCCAGCCUGGAUGAGACCCUGCUGGCCCGGGCCGAGGCUCUGGCGGCCGUCGACAUCGCCGUGUCCCAGGGCAAGAGCCACCCGUUCAAGCCGGACGCCACCUACCACACCAUGAACAGCGUGCCGUGCACCUCCACCUCCACCGUGCCGCUGGCGCACCACCACCACCACCACCACCAUCACCACCAGGCGCUGGAGCCCGGGGACCUGCUGGACCACAUCACCUCCCCGUCGCUGGCGCUCAUGGCCGGCGGCGGGGGGCACGAAGGGGCCGGCGGGGGCGGCGGCGGCGGAGGAGGAGGGGGAGGCGGCGGAGGCGGCGGCGGGGGGGGCUUGAUCUCCACCUCGGCCCAUCCCCACUCGCACAUGCACGGCCUGGGCCACCUGUCGCACCCGGCCGCCAUGAACAUGCCCUCGGGCCUGCCCCACCCGGGGCUGGUGGCCGCUCACCACGGCGCGGCGGGGCAGGUGGCCUCGGCGGUGGUGGGGGCGGCCGGCCUGGCCUCCAUCUGCGACUCGGACACGGACCCCCGCGAGCUGGAGGCCUUCGCCGAGCGCUUCAAGCAGCGGCGGAUCAAGCUGGGCGUGACCCAGGCCGACGUGGGCUCGGCCCUGGCCAACCUGAAGAUCCCCGGCGUGGGCUCGCUGAGCCAGAGCACCAUCUGCCGCUUCGAGUCGCUCACCCUGUCCCACAACAACAUGAUCGCGCUCAAGCCCAUCCUGCAGGCCUGGCUGGAGGAGGCCGAGGGCGCCCAGCGCGAGAAAAUGAACAAGCCCGAGCUCUUCAACGGGGGCGAGAAGAAGCGCAAGCGGACUUCCAUCGCCGCCCCGGAGAAGCGCUCCCUGGAGGCGUACUUCGCCGUGCAGCCCCGGCCCUCCUCCGAGAAGAUCGCCGCCAUCGCCGAGAAAUUGGACCUGAAAAAGAACGUAGUGCGGGUUUGGUUUUGCAACCAGAGACAGAAGCAAAAAAGGAUGAAAUUUUCCGCCACCUACUAA